GAAAAAAACAAAACAAAAAUAGCUUACGCGUCGUUCGGUCGAUGAAUGAAUGAAAGAGCGUUUUUCCACCUUAAUUCUCUCAUUUUCAGUUUACUGUUCAGCGUUGACUACGGCUGGUGUGUAGCUUAGUUUGUUAGUAGAAUUUUCAUGAAAUUAAUUAAAUUUCGAACAUAAAAUUAAAUCCGACGGUGACCUGUGUGCGUGUACGUGUACGUGUGUGUACCCGAGCGAGGAAUAUAUUCAUUCGCAGUGUAGAUAUGUACGUGAUAGCACGCUUGUUAUCAAGGAAUUUCUUCAUAUUUCUGUUGAACGUUGCAUUCGUCUGUUGCUAUCUCGAUGGUGCGGAUGUGUUACAGAACACUGACGAUGAGAGUUUGAAUGCUAUUCGAAUAACGGGAUUACGCGUGGAAAACAAUGAGGCUGAAGUGUCGUACAGCGAUAGAACGGUGCCUGAGUUGAUAGAAAAUACAAAGGCCACGCUGAGAUUGUUCGGUUAUGGAUUCACCAAUGGCACGGUGAUAAUGUUCACCCAAUCGUCUUGUCAGGCCACCAUCCACCAAGAGUAUUCCGUACUCGAAAGAGGUCUUUCCGAAUUCAGUUCACUGGUGGACAUCGUCGUACCACCAGCCAACGAUCAGGAUUACCGUAUAUGCGCAAGGAAUGGGAAAGACUAUGUGACGGUGCAAGGGAAUCAAAAUUGGCUGCUGAUAAGAAGCAACAAAGUGAAGGUGCCGCUUUGGUUGACUGUCAUUGUCAUUGCGGUGUGCCUUGUAUUCUCAGCACUGUUUUCUGGUCUGAAUUUGGGACUGAUGGCGUUGGACAAGACGGAGCUUAAGAUUCUUAUCAAUACGGGGACCAAAAGCGAACGGAAAUAUGCGAAGAUCAUUCAGCCGGUUCGCAACCUCGGCAACUUUUUGCUGUGCAGUAUUCUGUUGGGCAAUGUUAUGGUGAACGCAACCAAUGCGGCUCUGAUGGGCGGCCUGACAUCCGGUCUGUUUGCGGUCAUAUUUUCCACCAUGCUGAUUGUGGUAUUCGGUGAGGUCAUACCACAAGCUAUAUGCUCUCGCCACGGUUUGCUGGUGGGCGCUAAGACCAUUUAUAUCACGAAAUUGAUUAUGGUGCUGACAUCUCCGUUGGCUUACCCGAUAUCGAAAGUGUUGGAUUACCUUCUAGGCGAAGAGAUCGGAAAUGUGUACAGCCGAGAGAGAUUAAAGGAACUGGUACGUGUCACGACUGAUGGCAACGAUUUGGACAGGGACGAGGUGAACAUCAUUUCGGGCGCCUUAGACAUGAAAAAGAAAACCGUCGCUGAAUCGAUGACCAGGAUUGAAGACGUGUUCAUGCUGUCGUACGACGCAAUCUUAGACUUUGAGACCAUUUCCGAAAUAAUGAAGUCGGGCUACUCUCGGAUUCCCGUGUACGAAGGCAGUCGGCACAAUGUCCAGAAACUGCUGCUGAUUAAAGAUCUGGCACUGAUCGAUCCGGACGAUAAUACUCCGCUGCGUACGGUCUGCGAGUUCUACCAAAAUUAUUGUUACUUCGUGUUCGAGGAUGUGACACUAGCUGCCGUGUUCCGUCAAUUCAAGACCGGUCAACACGGUCACAUGGCAUUUGUGCGACGCAUCAGCAACGAUGGAGAUCCGUACAGCGAAACGAUUGGCCUCAUAACACUGGAGGAUGUCAUUGAGGAGCUCAUUCAAGCGGAGAUCAUGGACGAAACGGACAUCACCAGCAAUCAACUAGUGAUGCCGAAACAUCAACCUCACUUCGAAAAGACCGAAUAUGCAGCGUUUGCUGAGCGCCGUGAACGCAUUUACAUUACGUCACAACUAUCUUCGGCCAGCUUUCAGUAUCUCAGCACAUAUGUGGACGCAUUCAAACCGGAACUCGUGUCACCGACAAUAUUACAUCGAUUACUGAAGCAGGACGUAAUCUACCAAAUCAAAUGCAAGGGGAAAGAUAAGAACGAUCCGUCGCUCGUCAUUUUCGAACAAGGCAAACCGGCCGAUUAUUUCCUACUGAUUCUGGAGGGUCGUGUCGAAGUUAUUGUCGGCACCGAAGGCCUGACAUUUGAAUGUGGACCGUUCACGUUUUUCGGCAGCGAUGCGUUGGUGCAAAAUAUUGGUGGUGUUGAGCACAAGGAGAGUAUCCGCAGCAUUGAGCGCAAAAAGAGUAUUCGUAUUAGCGAGCCCAAAGAGAACAUUCGAGGAUCGUUGCAGUCGUUGAAUAUGAAUGCAAUUAUGAAGCACGCCUUCGAGCCGGACUAUACCGUGAAGGCAAUCAAGGAUGUCCUUUACAUCGCAAUCAAACGCAAUCUGUACUUGGCUGCAUUACGGGCCACAUUAAUGGAAAAGUCACAAAAAAUGGACGACGGUGGAGGAAACGAAGUGAUUGACGAUGACGUUAAAAUCUUUCUGAACUCGUUGCAGGACGAUUACAGACAAAUGAAAGCAAACGAAGCGGCGAAUGCCCUCAGCAAGACUCUGUCCAUCAAGUCACACUCUCCGACGGGAUUGCAACUGGAAGACAUAAGCGUUGGCCGUGAGCCGGAAAGUAAACCCGAACAUAUGUUGUUACCUCCACACAUUUAGAACACUCGGAACGCGAUUCUGAAUAAAUAUUUUCCCAUUUGCUUACACACA
Molecule: messenger RNA, 2642 nt
Organism: Bradysia coprophila
Lineage: Eukaryota; Metazoa; Arthropoda; Insecta; Diptera; Sciaridae
Product: unextended protein pseudogene
Source: RefSeq, a predicted model, not a curated record